This is a messenger RNA of Spodoptera litura, 3016 nucleotides long. Its product is annotated as late secretory pathway protein AVL9 homolog. Gene Ontology annotation, cellular component: cytoplasm. The record is from RefSeq and is a predicted model, not a curated record. Lineage: Eukaryota; Metazoa; Arthropoda; Insecta; Lepidoptera; Noctuidae.
ACGUCAAAGCGAAAUGUCACAUAGAUGUCAAAUCUAAGGGGUGAAGAGCAAAUACGUAAUGUAAAAUGCGAGUAAUUAAACAAAAUUAAGUGAAAUGUUUUGUCCAUACUGAAAUGUGAAAAUAUCUUAACCAUGUCUGUAAUUAGCGAACCAGUGCUCAACAUCAUUGUGGUGGGCUUCCACCACAAGAAAGGGUGCCAAGUGGAACACUGUUAUCCGGAAUUAGUACCUGGCCAUCCAUCUGAGUUGCCAGCUGCUUGGCGACAUUUACCUGCCCUAGCCCUUCCAGAUGGUUCCCACAACUAUUUAUCUGACACAAUAUUCUUCAAUCUGCCUGGACUUACAGAACCAGCACACACUGUGUAUGGUGUGUCAUGCUUCAGACAAAUUCCUGUUGAGCAAGUUGUGCAAAAGACUGAGGACAUGACUCGCAGCUCAGUGCAGAAGAGUGUGUGUGUCGUGUGCAGAGCUCCACUGUUUGGCCGCCUCGCUGUCAAACUAGAGCUGGUAGUACGGGCCUGGUUCCUACAAGGAGAUUUCUCACAAACUAAACUUCUAGAAGAUGCAUACAUUCAUCUGAAUAGUUGCCCAGUACAGAUGGAUCAAAUUGUUGAAGGUUUAUCAGUACAGAGAUUAGUGGAAAACUGGAGGCACAAAGCUUUGUUACUGUUUAAACUAUUGCUAUUGAGGCGCAAAGUUCUUAUCUAUGGCUCCCCAGCCGGGCCGCUGUCUACAGCUUUGUUAACUUUGAUAUCUUUAUUACCACUUUGCUUAGAAAAUGGACUGCACCGUGCAGCAAAUGUUGUGCUUUCUAGGCCAUUGUCUCCUAUUCCUGCUACACCUAUCGAUAAUAAACUCCAAACAGAACCUGAUACUGCUGAAAUCGCACAAGAACCUCUGGGUCAAUUACAUAAUGGGUCACACCAGAUUGAAGAACUCUCCCCAAAAGAGAGCGGAAACCUUUUAGAGGAGAAAGAUCGUGUCAGUAGACAAAGUUUUGAUGAAACCCUACUUGGAGAUACAGUGGAUCGUUCAGAGUUGUCAGGAUCUAGAGAAAAGUGUCACAGCAUUGGCGAGAAAUACAAACCUCAGAAAAGUGUGACAGAAGCACAACAAAGCCCUACUAUGGCUAGAGACAUGAGUGUUGAUGGUCUACAUAAUCUCACAGAGCAAGUUGAUCAAACUGAGUGCGGAUUUCCUCUGCCCUUGUUUGAGGAAGGCUAUCUUUGCCUACCUUAUUUAUCUUUGCAGUAUCUCGAUCUGUUAUCUGACCCUGCAGUUCAUGGUUUUGUUGUUGGAGCAUCAAAUGUUCUAUUCAAACAAAAAAGGCAAUUGUUUGAUGUCUUGGUUGAGCUAAAUGAAAUGAGGAUAGAGACCUCGGACAUGAUGCUUCGGAGACAGUUGGCUCUCGGUACUGAAGAUCUUCGAUUUGCUGACCAUGUGGUGCGGCAUGGUCCAACUCAAGGUGAUGCAUGGAUAAGAGAGCAGUUUGCAAGUUACUUAAUUUAUUUAUUAAGGACCUCUUUAUUACCAGAAGGCUGUCGAGAGAUAGAUUCCUAUAAUUCUCAAUUCAUGACAGCUUUCAAGUCAACUCCUGCCUAUCAACAGUGGUUGAUAUCUACCAAUAAUGGAGAUAUAGAAUCUUUUAUCAAUCUCAUGCCCAUGCAUCCAUUUUCUGGACAACUAUCUGUGGCUGAUAUGAAGUUAAAGUUUGCUCACACAAUGUCUACGACGGAAGGCGGCCGGAAGGUGAGCGCGGCGGUGGCCAGUACCGGGCGCGCCGUGGCCACCACCUCGCGUGCGGUGGGUGGCGCGCUGUCGCAGGCUCGUGGCGCUCUCUCGGGCUGGUGGAGCGCUCUCACAGCGCCCGCGCCACCAGAUGCAGCCGCGGAACCCGAGUUGCCGCCAGCGUCCGAGCUGCCCGCAGAGCCAGAGCUCCUUCCAGCAGACGAUCGCACCAACUCGGAUGCAGAGGAGGCGGACACCGACCUCCAGCAUGACAACAGGACACAGCUGCGACCCGACAGUCCGGACCCGCCCGAUAAGUCCAUAGACGACACCACCAUCAAUCUCAAUAAAAUACAGGUCAUAUAGUCAUCUCGUGUCAUUUAGAAUCUUGUUAUAUAACGCAUUGAAUCUUUCUAGUUGGCUCAUUAGGAUUUUUUACGAUCGAGUAAAAUGAUAAUAUUAAUCAAAUUAUUUAAAUGUACAUAAAAAAACUGUUCUAGGACAUCACUAAUAACACUUCACUAGGAAUACUUAUAGAUUUGUGAUAAAGAUUGCUAUUUAGGAUAUGAUAACGAGGCAUGUGUUUCUUGUUUUAGUAGUAAUCUUGCAACAAAAUAGCCUACACUGGAAAAGUUCUCUCAUUGUAUAUUAGUCAUAUUCACAUCCGAGUGAUAAAAUAUAAAUGUAUUCUAUCAAUAUUGUUCUGGCCUGUUGUAAUGUUUUUAUUUUUUUAAUUUAUUGGUGCUCUUUUUUUAUCGACAUUCCUAUUUAAUUUGUAUUAGAUUUUAGGUGUUAAUAAAAUAAAAUACUGAUUUAACUAAUUGAAUUUCCUUUAGUGAAUAGUAAUACACACAGACCAGUGAUUUGAUUUAACACAAAUAUGCAUAUUUAUAAAUCGAGGCUACUUAUGAAAUGAGAUUAUUUUCAGUAUAUUUUAUUUGCGCUUCCGUUCGUAUGUAAGUCUAAUUAUGAAUAUUAAUGUAAUAUAUUACGUUGGCAACUGUAGAUACCAGCUGCGCUGGGUUUAUACAUAGUAUGUGAUCUCUUUAAAUACAUUCGUUUUCGUAGUUACUUCAUUGUAGUAACACUUAAUAUUUCGAAAUAAACAUUGUAUUUCAUUCGUUUUUGAAUAUUUCAAUUGUGAGAAAAUGCUCUCUAUGUGGUUAACUUAUUAUGUAAUUUGAUAAAUAAUAAAUUAUGCAAAUGUAAGGGAGCAAAAAAUACAUACGAUGGUAAAUUUUAACGAUGUGAUUACUCGCCAAUAUCUGAUAUUGUAAACGAAUAAAGU